Molecule: messenger RNA, 508 nt
Organism: Lagopus leucura (white-tailed ptarmigan)
Lineage: Eukaryota; Metazoa; Chordata; Aves; Galliformes; Phasianidae
Product: maestro heat-like repeat-containing protein family member 1
Exons: 4
Cellular component (GO): cytoplasm
Source: RefSeq, a predicted model, not a curated record
CAGCUCCGCGUUUCCUCCCGCAGUGUUCGGGAUGGUGCCUUUCCUCAACUCCAUCCUGGGGACCAUGCUGCCCAUGCUGGGGAUGGCCAAGCAGGACCACAUGAAGUCUGUCUUCUGCUACGCCCUGCAGCACUUCAGUGAGAGCAUCCAGGAGUACGUGGCCAACCUGGACCAGGCCCCCGACCCCACGGUCAGGAAGGACACCUUCUGCAACGAGAUCUUCAGCGCCUACGAGGUGCUCUUCAACAGCUGGCUGCAGCACCGGGAGCCCAAGCUCCGGCUGGCAGUGGUGGAGGCUCUGGGAGCCAUGAGCUACCUGAUGCCCGGCGAGAAGCUGGAGGAGCAGCUCCCAAAGCUGAUCCCGGCCGUCCUGUCCCUCUACAAGAAGCACACGGAGUCCUUCUACAUCUCCAAGAGCCUCUGUCAGAUCCUGGAAGCUUCUGUGGACAUCGGCAGCCGCAGCCUGGAUAUGCAGCUGGAUGCUCUGCUGGGCACCCUGCACCCCCAG